Messenger RNA from Entamoeba invadens IP1, 1509 nucleotides. RefSeq names its product polygalacturonase inhibitor 1 precursor, putative. Gene Ontology annotation, molecular function: oxidoreductase activity, acting on a sulfur group of donors, disulfide as acceptor; protein binding. Lineage: Eukaryota; Evosea; Mastigamoebida; Endamoebidae. The transcript has a single exon. Bases 1 to 1509 code for a protein of 502 amino acids. The record is from RefSeq and is a predicted model, not a curated record.
AUGCUUUGUUUCUUGUUUCUAAUAAGCACAUUGGCGACACAGCCAGGGGAAUUUGACACAUUAAGCAACUUUUAUACUGAGUUGGCAGGCAACGAAUGGGUCAAAAAUACGAAUUGGUUGAAUGAAAAAGUAGAUGUCUGCGACUGGUAUGGUAUCACAUGUGACAAAGAUGGGUAUGUUUACCAAAUCACCCUAUCAAGCAACAAUUUGGUCGGAGUUUUACCAAAGCUUUCUGGUCUAACAAAAUUAUAUGCUUUGGUUAUAGACAACAACCAAGUCUCUGGAUCAUUAACUGCACUUAAUGGGCUCUCUCUGUUCGAGGCAAUUUCAAUUAAAAACAACAAAUUCAGUGGCUAUGCCAAUGCCGAAGGGACAAUAUUACGAUUUUUCCAUGCUGAUAACAAUCAGUUUGACGACAUCUUAUAUUUGGUAAAGAACUGUCCAUUGCUUGAAGUUAUUGGUUUAACUGGAAACAAAGUGAUGACAAUUCCACGUUCAAUUAAUACUUUAAUUCACCUCAGAACACUGUCUUUAGGCUCAAACAGCAUCACAUCAGAGAUCCCUCCACUGACCAAUUUAGUCAAAUUGGCUACCAUCGACUUGAGUAAUAAUCAGAUUGUUGGUGCUAUCCCAGAGUCUUUGGGAUCUCUUCCAAGCAUAGUCGAGAUCUUGUUGGGCCACAACAAGAUCUCUGGCAAGCUUCCUUCCAGUUUAUUUAGUGGCAAGUCGUUAGUGUUAAUAGACCUUUCCAAUAAUGAUAUCACUGGUGACUUAAGUCCUAUGAAUUAUUCCCCUGUUGUCACUUCCGUCUACCUCAAAAACACGCAAGUCAGUGGUAAAUUGCCGGAAUUGAUAGUUUCAAGUGUGCAACUCUUAGACGUCAGAGGAACACAAGUGUCAUGCCCAGUGCCUUAUAUGUAUAGAGAACGAGUUUUAGCGGAUUGCCCUGCUUUAGUUACAGUGACUUCACAUGGUAUGUCGAAAUGCCCGGACUUCGAAAAUUUGGUCAAUGGUGCUUUGUACCCAAUGUUAGAGCAAAUUGGCGAUAUCAUCGAUUUUAAGUUCGGAUGGAUCAUAACAGAAAACACGGAGUAUCCAACAGGGUAUUACUCAAUGCACGGAAACACUGAAGUCCAAGGCGACUUCAUGUUCUCAUGCGUCAAUGCACUCUACAACUCUUCAAAAGCUAUGAGCUUCUAUCAAUGUUUGAGUUCAAGUUUGGACUCAGUCCCACUCGACUUCACUUUGUGCGCAGAACAUCAAAGACUUGACCCAAUUGCUAUUACAAAGUGCACAAAUGACGCGUAUGGAAAACAACUGAUUAAGGAUGGUAUGGACGACGUCAAGAGACUCGGUUCAACGUGGUCACCUACCGUUUAUAUCAAUGACAAGUUGUACUGUUUGUACGACUCAUCUCCAUGCGGUGCUGCAACUAUUGAAGAUUGGAUUAGGGACGUCUGCAAGGAAUAUAAGGGCGACAAAAAGCCUGAAGCGUGUGGCAAUAAUUGA